AUGGCACGGGCAACCACGGCUGCUGCUGUAUUGUCAUCACAUGCUACCAGCUAUCGCUGGAACAACGGGUGGCGGUACAUGGGGCCUAGAGGGGUCACCUAUAGGCGCCAGGCCGUCUUCGGGACGGGAUUUAGGAUUCGUAUCUCCUUCCCUUCCUCGCCUGGGCCGGGACACAGACAGGUGAGAGGCAUGGUCCACCCGCGUGACGCCGAGGCUUGGCGCACAGCGUUUGUAGAUGUAGAAGGUGGUGGCCUUGGACAGCUGGUUGUGUCAGCGGCCGACGAUACCUGGCGAGUAAUCCUCUGCUGGGCGUCAGCUGGCAAGAGGAUCGACGUCGACACCCAGGGCAUCCCGAUCUCACUUGUGAACCUCCAGGUUCGAUCUGGUGUCGACUUACAGAGCCGUUUUUUCAGACAGCUCAACAUAGCGGCCUUCGGGCACAGAGUUGUGAGAUAUGCCCCCAUCAGCGCGUUCGGCAAAAAAUGGCAAGAACAGCUCCCAGGAGCCUGCCUCGCUGUCCUCGUCGCCGACGCUUGGCGUGACAGUCAAGUCGACCUGCUAAAAGCACGGGAGAGGAGAAGGUUUGGAUUCCGCGAUGUAGAUCCCACGGGUGCGUUUAUGAUCUCAUUUCGUGGUGGUCGACCAAAAAAGGGCGCGCCUGUACAAAACAAGAACGAUCUUGACGGUGGGAACUACUUCCGCAACCUCUAUUCGAUUCUACUGGAGCGAGACAUCGGGGAAGUAGAGUUCGGCAAAUGGGUUUCGGGCGACACAGAACCACCCGCCUUGACAUUACUCCACCUCGAAAAGUGGCUCCAUAUGACCAAGGCCAACGUGGUGGUGUGGUCACAUCGGGGCACUGGUGCCAAUAUUCUUGGACCACCCGACGGGAAAACGAACCUCCGACCGCCCAAAGUACACGUCGGGGUGCGUGAGGGACACGUGUACCGGCUUGUGCUCGAGGGGCCUUGGAGAGACAGGUUUGGAUCGUCUCUGGACGUGGCAAUCGAACACCGCGUGCGAACGUACCGUAAGUUCCGCCGAAUGUCUGAGAUGACCGAGGAAGAAGAGGAACCAGGGAGGGACCACAGCCGACAACCAGUGGAAAAAAAGCGUAAGCAUGGGUGGAAGGUAUCAGAAUGCAAGACGUGGUACGCGCCUCCAGGAACGGCCCUCGACGAACUCAUGCUCCACCUACACCUUGNAAAACAGAUAGCAAAGUUCACUCCUAACUACCAUGACAUUCAUAACCAGGGCUUUCGGUGUCCCAUGUCCCUGUGUGAAGACGAGUCCCGACUCCCUCCAAAAUCGGUUUCACUGUUGUCUGUCGUGGCUUUCGUGCCAAAUUUCACUCCUACUAUACAUACUUGCUGA
Molecule: messenger RNA, 1374 nt
Organism: Ectocarpus sp. CCAP 1310/34
Lineage: Eukaryota; Phaeophyceae; Ectocarpales; Ectocarpaceae
Source: the annotation of a GenBank genome assembly